Molecule: messenger RNA, 3329 nt
Organism: Pteropus alecto (black flying fox)
Lineage: Eukaryota; Metazoa; Chordata; Mammalia; Chiroptera; Pteropodidae
Gene: GPC1
Product: glypican 1
Biological process (GO): cell migration; regulation of protein localization to membrane; negative regulation of fibroblast growth factor receptor signaling pathway
Cellular component (GO): synapse; cell surface; plasma membrane
Molecular function (GO): fibroblast growth factor binding
Source: RefSeq, a predicted model, not a curated record
GCGAGCACCUGCGGAUCUGCCCCCAGGGCUACACCUGCUGCACCAGCGAGAUGGAGGAGAAUCUGGCCAACCGCAGCCGCACGGAGCUGGAGACCGCGCUCCUGGACAGCGGCCGCGCCCUGCAGGCCAUGCUGGCCACCCAGCUGCGGGGCUUUGACGGUGCGUGGACGCUGACCCCAUGGGAGCCGGGCGCACGGGGCUGGGGACGGGGCUACCGUGCCAUCUCUGCACCUCUGACGAUGACUCAGAGCAAGCCUUCCCUGGCCACCCAGGGAGGGCUGUACGCGCAGAGCGCCAAGGCCUUCCGGGACCUGUACGCCGACCUGCGCCUCUACUACCGCGGGGCCCACCUGCACCUGGAGGACACGCUGGCCGAGUUCUGGGCCCGGCUGCUCGAACGCCUGUUCAGACAGCUGCACCCUCACCUGCUGCUGCCGGACGAGUACCUGGACUGCCUGGGCAAGCAGGCCGAGGCGCUGCGGCCCUUCGGAGAAGAGCCAGGCCAGGUCUCACUGCGGUCAGGGCGGAGCCAGGGCACCCUGACUUCCGUCCAGAGCCCCCGCCCUGGGGCUUCUGCGGGACUGGGCCCCGCCCAUGAGGUGCUCAGGCUGCCUGGCCCCCAGGUGCCACUGGGCCCCGAGUGCUCGCGGGCCAUCAUGAAGCUGAUGUACUGCGCACACUGCCUGGGGGUGCCCAGCGUCCGGCCGUGCCCCGACUACUGCCUCAACGUGCUCAAGGGCUGCCUGGCCAACCAGGCCGACCUGGACGCCGAGUGGAGGAACCUGCUGGACUCCACGGUGCUCAUCACUGACAAGUUCCGGGGCCCCUCCGGCGCCGAGCGCGUCCUGGGCAGUGUGCACGUGUGGCUGGCGGAGGCCAUCAACACCCUCCGGGACAACAGGGACACGCUCACGGCCAAGGUCAUUCAGGGCUGCGGGAACCCCAAGGUGAACCCCCAGGGCCCUGGGCCCGAGGAGAAGCAGCGCUGGCAGAAGCUGGAGCUGCCGGAGAAGCCGCCCACGGGCGCCCUGGAGAAGCUGGUCUCUGAGGCCAGGGCCCAGCUCCGUGAUGCCCAGGACUUCUGGGUCAGCCUUCCAGGGACACUGUGCAGCGAGAAGAUGUCCAUGAGCAUCGCCAGCGAUGACCGCUGCUGGAACGGGGUGGCCAAGGGCCGGUAUCUCCCUGAGGUGAUGGGUGACGGCCUGGCCAACCAGAUCAACAACCCCGAGGUGGAGGUGGACAUCACCAAGCCCGACAUGACCAUCCGCCAGCAGAUCAUGCAGCUGAAGGUCAUGACCAACCGGCUGCGCAGCGCCUACCACGGCGAGGACGCAGACUUCCAGGACACCAGUGACGAGGGCAGCGGCUCAGGCAGUGGUGACAGCUGCCCCGAUGAUGUCUGCAGCAGGGCUGUCGACAGGAAGAGCUCCAGCUCGCGGACGACUCUGACCCAUGCCCUCCCCGGCCUGUCGGAGCGGGAGGGCCAGGACACCUCGGCUGCCGGCUGUCCCCAGCCCCGCACGGCCCUCCUGCUUCUCCUCCUCGUCCUGGUCCUCUCAGUGGCCGGGCCCCAGUGGCGGUAACUGCCCCCGGCCCCAGGGACCGAGGCCAAGGACUGACUUUGCCAAAACAUGAGACAGACAAUAUUUAAUUCCCUUGGGUGGAGGCCCUGGGGCAGGACAGGGAGGGACAGCGAGAGACCGCUGCUCUGUGAGUGCGCUGGGGGCGGGCCGAGUGGCACUGGACCCCAGGCCUGGCCUUGCCGGUCACCCUGGCUCUUAACUUUGUAUGAGGCCCUCAGGUCAGCUAGAAGCAAUGUCCCCCAAAGCCAUGUGCAUUUCAGGGAUGCUGGGGAUGCUGGUGGCCGCCCGCCUGCCCGUGCUCCCCACGCCCAGCCCCCCACACUCUCACAGAAGCAGUGAGGCCUGGGAGGAGGCGCCGGAACAGCAUCCCGCUGGAGAGUGGGCAGGCCUGUGCCUUCCUCUCCCGCUGGGGGCCAGGGGCCCCCGCCCUGCCGCACCCCGAGAAUCCCUGAGGGCAUCGGGGUCUCCGCCCAUCCGAGAUCUCACGGGGCCUCUGAGAUUAUGCAUGAGCCCUUCCUGUGCAGCCAGGGCCCCCACCCGUCAUGCUGUGGGCCCUGGAGCCCCGUGUCGGUGUGAGCGCCUGUCUGGCGAGGUGGCCCUCCCAGGCCUCGUCUUUGCCACGGGCGAGCGACAGGUGGCCCUGGGUGUGUGGCGAGCUGCAGCCUGCCCAGCCCUGCACCCUGGGCUCCGCGAUCGGUCAUCUGCAGGGUGGGGUCCUGCUCCUGGCCAUCCCAGGAGAGCAGGCCCGGGCCUCUGCAGAGGGGACCCAGGCGUCCCCACACACACGGGGCCAGGUCCGUGGCCUGCACAAGGACUUCCAGCUGUAGGGAGGAGCAGCCUGGCCAUUCUCCUGCCUCCUGUCCCCACCCAGACCGAGAGUCAGGUCCCAGCUCAGGGUGACACAGGCCAGGGCUAGAAGUGGCCUGUGGCUGUCGCCUGGCCACGUGGAUGCUGGGUGAAACUUCAGCUCAGGGCCAGCAAGUCCCGGCACUGCAGGCCAGAGGGACGCCUGGUCCCCUCCUUGGCCCCGCUGGCUGCAGGGAGCCGGGGCCUGUGACAGUUAAGGGCUUUUCCAGGUAUGCAGACGUUCACACGUGCUUCCCAUCCUCGCUCGCCGAGAGCUGCUUUCUCAGCUCCUCCCAGAUAGCUUUAGAGGGACCUGGGCCAGGUCCGCAGCCCGGGAUCCAGGCUCACCCCUGCUCACGCAGGCGCUGGGGAGGGGCUCAGGCAAGGGGCAGGCGGCCCUCGGGGCCCCGGGCCUGCUGAGCCCAGCCUCGCCAGUGCGGCCGAGCAGGCCAUGUAGUGCUGCGUUGCUUUUCCUCAAGGGGUCAGGGAGGCCUCUGGCCGCUGGUCAGAGCCCCUGGCAUGGUCCUCGGGUGUGUGGGGUCCAAGGUUCCCAGCCUCUGCCCCACCAGGCAGCCCAGUCCACAGGCACACCCACCCCAUAAUAACCCUGCUAGCGUCGGGUGGGGGCUGGGCCCGGGCCUCCUCCCCUGUGAGCAAGGGCCAGCUGGACUCUCAGGGACUCUGGGGCGGUGGCCGCCCAUGCGCCAGGACAGCUGUACGGCUCAGGGAUGGCCCGGAGGAGGCCCAUGCUCGGCCCCGCUCUGCGCGCAUCGCUGGACGGGCGGCCCUGCCACGGUCACCAGCUAGGGAGUGACCAGGCCUGCUGCGUCCUGCCGCACAGUGUCAGCGGGCGACGUGUGUUCUGUGAGUCCGCGAAUAAAUAAACGGCUGGAGACCUCG